Messenger RNA from Vicugna pacos (alpaca), 2105 nucleotides. RefSeq names its product Src like adaptor (gene SLA). Lineage: Eukaryota; Metazoa; Chordata; Mammalia; Artiodactyla; Camelidae. Gene Ontology annotation, molecular function: protein binding. The record is from RefSeq and is a predicted model, not a curated record.
GUGGGACCACAUAACUCCUGAGCGUUAAGAGUUCUGAACGCCUGGUGCCCGGGGGUGGAGGGCCAGGGCUCAGGAGGGAGGCCCUGUGGGGCGUCUGCAGGGCGCUCAGCCUCUCCCACAAACCCUGCUGGCUGCUCUGUGUCAGCUGGUGCCGGCGAAUGGAAACUUUCUCCGCCAGCAGCACUUGCUAGCAACUUCCCUCUCUGUGGUUUUUCUCUGUCAUUCCCUUGAUAAAAGAAGUUGAGCUGCGCAAAUGUAACCAACAUUCGCGAAUCUCAUCUCCACAUAAAAACACCCGCCUUUCAAGAAGCGAGCUGCCUGAAAAAAUGAUGCACAAUGUACUCUAAACUGGGUCAUUCUCCACCCAGAGGGCUUGGCGCGUGGCUGCCUCUCCGUGUGGAUCCCCUGCGACGUAGGCUUCAAGCGGCUUGGACGGCCCAGGGAGAGAGAGAAAUGGGGAACAGCAUGCGAUCCACCCCAGCGCCCCCCGAGAGGCCUGUGCCCAGCCCAGAUGGACUGGACAGCGACUUCCUGGCUGUGCUGAGUGACUACCCAUCGCCUGACAUCAGCCCGCCGAUAUUCCGCCGCGGGGAGAAACUGCGCGUGAUUUCUGAUGAAGGGGGCUGGUGGAAAGCCAUUUCCCUUAGCACUGGUCGAGAGAGUUACAUUCCUGGAAUAUGUGUGGCCAGAGUUUACCACGGCUGGCUGUUUGAAGGGCUGGGCAGGGACAAAGCUGAGGAGCUGCUACAGCUGCCAGACACGAAGAUCGGCUCCUUCAUGAUCAGAGAGAGUGAGACCAAGAAAGGUUUUUAUUCCCUCUCGGUGAGACACCGGCAGGUGAAGCAUUACCGCAUCUUCCGCCUGCCAAACAACUGGUAUUACAUUUCCCCGAGGCUCACCUUCCAGUGCCUGGAGGACCUGGUGAAUCACUAUUCCGAGGUGGCUGACGGCCUCUGCUGUGUGCUGACCACACCCUGCCUCACUCAGAGCACAAUGGCUGCCCCGGCCGUGGGGGCCGCUGACUCCCCCGUCACCUUGCGCCAGAAGACCUUCGACUGGAGGAGGGCAGCCAGACUGCAGGAGGACCCUGAGGGCGCAGGGAACCCACUGGGGGUGGAUGAAUCCCUUUUCAGCUACGGCCUUCGGGAAAGCAUCGCCUCCUACCUGUCCCUGACCGGUGAUGACAGCACUCACUUCGAUCGAAAGAAGAAAAGCGUCUCCCUGAUGUACAGCGGGAGCAAAAGGAAGAGCUCUUUCUUCUCGUCACCUCCGUACUUUGAAGACUAGCUCGAGAACAGAUAACCUGGUGUUUGCCCAAAAGAGCAGAGGUUCAGACUGUCCCCUGGGAUCGUGCAGAGAGGCACGGUUCCCUGGUCCCUGGGGAACCCCAAGUCUUCCAGGAACCAAGAGAAGCCACGCGGAGAUGAACUCACGUCUUCUCUGUCCACAUCACGACAAAGGGCACCCCUCCCUGAUGUCUGAUGAGGCACAUCACAAAAUGUUGACUCUGGGAUCACGGGGCGAGGCUUGGGAAUGGCCCUGCGCGCACGUGUGUGCGUGCGUGUUUGUGGGAAAGACGAAGAUGCUGGCUCACAAAGGUGCGCAAGGACCCCUCGCCAGCACGCCGCCGCCCAGCGGGCACACCCUGAGGGCACUGAGAGAGCUUCCCAGAGAGAAAAGCCUGAGAAGAGGGUGAGCCAACUGCUGUGGCCUGGCUGGAGGUCUGGGUUUGCAGGCUGAUGCCCUGCGUUCAGCGUUGUAACCAGUCCGUCACGAGACCGCCCGGAUGCCGCUCCUCUUUUCAAGGGAACUCAGUGACACUAAACGCUAACCUUCCUUACGAGCCCCACGUCAGGAGUUCCCUUUAGGCUUCUCAUUCCAAAGCCACCUGUGCAGAAGUCAGACGGCCUCCCUACUUCUGCCGAGGUCCCACGGGGGAGGGGGUGCCUGGAGGGGGGAAGGCAUGAGGGUGGGCCUGGAACUUUGCCUCACUGCACAGAAAGAGCUUCUCUGGUGAGCUGAGAUUUCUUGCCUAUAUUAAUGCAUCAAUUCAUGGUUGCCACAAAAGGUAUUGUUUUAAGUCCCAGGUAAGGUGUCAGGUCAAA